Messenger RNA from Rhagoletis pomonella (apple maggot), 4986 nucleotides. Its product is annotated as zinc finger protein 69-like. Gene Ontology annotation, biological process: regulation of DNA-templated transcription. Gene Ontology annotation, cellular component: nucleus. Gene Ontology annotation, molecular function: DNA-binding transcription factor activity, RNA polymerase II-specific; RNA polymerase II cis-regulatory region sequence-specific DNA binding; zinc ion binding. NCBI's taxonomy places the organism in Eukaryota, Metazoa, Arthropoda, Insecta, Diptera, Tephritidae. The transcript is spliced from 6 exons. The record is from RefSeq and is a predicted model, not a curated record. Bases 207 to 2936 code for a protein of 909 amino acids.
GCGCGAACGUCGGAAAACAAAUAACAGCUGACUUUAUCAAUCAUCGUGCGGUGAAAAAGACAACUCCUAGACGCGUUGAAGUGAAUUUUUUCUGAUUACAUUUUUUGUAUUUUGUGGUGUGGAAAUUUAAUUAACUAUUUAUUUAAAGCUUAAAAUUACGCAUACUCUGCAACAUAACGCCAGAGCUUGUUUGCAUUAAGCAGGUUAUGGAUCAGGUUGCUCACGUACAAGCGUGUCGCCUAUGUGCAAAUUUCUAUGUGACCGGCGCCGAGGUUGAAUUUGUGCACCUUUUUGAGCCCCUAGCUGGACUUGAGGAGCAAUUGGAUUUUGUGCGAACGCAAUCGGUGGCGUGGCAAUUACACAUUUCAGCCAACGAUGGUUUACCACAGCAAAUUUGUGCCAAUUGCUUUGCACAAUUCUGCAACAUUCACUCAUUCCGGCAGCAAUGCGUAUUGGCACAGCAAAAGUUGCUGCAAUCAUUUGUGGGCGUUGGUUUAAAUGCAAAUGUUGCAACUGUGGCAGGCGGCAGCAAACAAGCGUCAUCGCUGUCGCCACAGUCGCAAACUAGCGCAGCUUUGACAAAUGGCAACGAUAUGCUAAGCGGACUGAAGAUUGAUGCGCCAGUAACAAGCGCCGAAUUAAUGGCAAGUUUAGAUUGCCUACAACCGCCAACAACCAGUGCUGAUGUCAUAGCCUGCUUGGAUGGGCUGCAAUUGCCUGCUAGUGUAGCAGAAACGCUAUCAUUGCUGACACAAGAGUUGACUACAAUGCACAAUGGCUCUUUGCUGGACAACAGCGCUAAUUCGAUCACCACAUACGCCACCAUGGACACAAAAACGGAAGAGACAAAUGUACUACAGUUUUCGGCAGCAUCAACAGCACAAAAUAUCUACUAUGCACAGCAGGCACCCAUUACGACAGUAACGGCGGCCACAAAUACACCAGUAACUUUAAUAACAAAUGCGAGCGCGAAGUGUUUGGGUAGCACAUUGAAGAACGCAAAGCCAGAUAUUGAUUUGGAAGAUAUGCUACAAGGCAGCAUAAUACCGAAAAAUAACAAGUCGAAUAGCGUGCAGACAGAAAUUUAUGACGAGGUGAGAGAAGAAACACAUAUGGUUCAAGAAGAAGAACAGAUGGUUCAAGAAGAAGCACAGAUGGUUCAAGGAGAAGCACAAAUGGUUCAAGAAGAAAAAGAGAAACCAUUUUCUACCUAUGAGGAUAUGAUGGACGAUGAACUGGACUACCUUUCAUGCUCCGAACAAGAAGAAUCCAACGAAAUGGAUGACGUCGAAACGGAGGCAGAUGGUACUUCACCCACGCGCAUCUCACGCGAUCCAUUUGCCUGCCAAUAUUGCUACUGUCCGAAUUCCGGUUCUAUUGAUCACUUGGUGUUUGAGAGUGCCGAUGCACUCUCCCAGCAUUUCUUUGACGUGCACGACCCCAAUCUGCCUUACACGUGUCCGUACUGCCCACAGAAAUACAAUUCCGCUAAGCAACGCGACUACCAUGUACGCCUCAUGCACCCCACCGUAUCCAGGGCUGACCAAUGUGAAUACUGCAAAAAGACCCUGCGCAGUACAAAGGAAUGUCAUGAGAUGCAUUGUCAAUAUGUGGGCGAUUGGCGUUGUGAUACGUGCGAACAAUGCUUCUACCAGUUUCCAUUAAAUCGUUUCCGUGCACAUCAACGACAUCACCUUAACAAAAAAAAGUUAAGAUGCCGGGAAUGCGGACGCAUAUUUGUACGCCGCGCUAAUUUGGAGGCCCAUGAACGCCUGCAUCGCCCGCGUGCAAACUUCAAAAUUGAAUGUCAUGAAUGCCAAGAAGUAUUUUCAAAUGAUUACGAACUACGUCGCCAUAAAUAUCAGGCACACAAUGGAGCGCUGCCAGUGCGUUGCGAAUACUGUCACAAAGGUUUCGUAAGUAUGGCCUUUCUCAGUCGACACAGACAACAUUUCCAUCCGGAAAAGACAGGGAGCAAUAGUUUGGGUAGCGCCACCUGCACCAACUGCGGCUGCGUGUUUAGUUCACUACAAAAACUGCGUUUACACGCCCAGCAGCCGCGUGAUGAAAAAGGCCAUUGUAUCGAAACGAUGCGUCAGGUUAUUCCGUACCAAGAGCGUACGCGUCAAUUGCGACGACCGAGAUUGUACUCUUGUGAGCACUGUAAUAAACGUUUUUCAACACAGGCUACACUUGAUAAGCAUAUGGGCACACAUGGGACUGUCACGUUCGGCUGCAGUGAGUGCUCGAUGCGUUUUCAAGAUGCAAACGAGUUGAAACGGCACAUUAUGGAGAUGCACGCCAAGCCACGGUAUCUAAAGUGCGAUUUGUGCGAAAAACGUUUUUGCUAUAUGCGCGAAUUGCAGCAGCACCAGAAAGAGCAUGCUGGCGAUGGAGAAGUACCCGAUGAUAGCUUUCACUGCCCCAUUCGCAAUUGCGGCGCCAGGGCAUCGUCCAUUAAAGAGGCUCACGAUCACGCAUAUCUCAAUCAUAAGUUGAUCGCCUGUGAUUAUUGUGAUUGUCUCUUCGGUCGCAAUCGUUUGACAACUCAUCUACGUACAGUGCAUGCUACUGGAAAUAUCGCAGAAGAGCCGAACAAUAACAAUAAUAAUAGUAACGCAAUGACUUUCUCGAAUGCACAAGUAGCAUCACGGCAGACGGAGGACUCUUUGGCGGUAGCGAGCAUACUUGGCACCGACAACGUACAAUUGAAUAACAAUGACUUAAUGGUUUCCUUCGAAGAUGGGGCCAUCAAUGGCGGGGAAAAGGUGCGCGUGGAGCUGGUGCAGCAACAAACGCCCAUUAUGACUAAUUUGGUGUUGCAGGAGCAAGUGUCCAACACAUAUAAACCACUCAUUCCAACCGCAGAUGAAAUGGAGCAGAAUUUCCUAAUGGGUGCUUUGCUCGAUCAGGAUAAUGAAAUCAUAGUCACAUGAUAGACUGGAGGCGGGCAUAGUUUAAUUUUUUGUCUAACUUAACCUAUUUUUUUAUAUUUAUGCAUAUGUAAUGUUUUUAAUUCAAAUGCUUUUAUGUAAAUAUGGUAAGCUGUAAAUUUUUACAAAAAGAUUUAUUUUUAAUAUACUCUGGUUUAAACUGUGACCGUAAAGUGAAAAUCUCAUAAAAAUCAAAACAAAAAAAUGUUUGAUUUGCGACAAUUGGCUACUUUUAAGAAAUUAUUUUCUUAAUUUUCUUAAGAAUUUAUAGUAUGUACUAAAAAUUUUGUACCGUAAGACAACAGUUGAAUUAAAAAUCCUAUUUGAAUUGUAACGAACUGUAGAUCACGUAUUUUAAUUGUAAAAGCCGCUUAUGAAAAAUAAUAAAAAAAAAAAUUACAAAUAAUAGUAUCAGCGGCAAGAGGCAAGGGGAACGGAAUUUUAGUUAAUAGUGCUUGUUGUUUAAAUAAGCUAUUAAAACAGAUUGCUCAUAUCAUUUGGAGCGAAAAAACUGGAAUAAGUAAAAAAAUCAUUUUCGAUAAUCAUAAUAAACUUUUUGUGCAUUGCAAGAGGGCCUGUAUGGAAAAUUAUGAGUAAAUUAGCGGUAGGCACAAGAAAUCUUCAGAAAGAUAUAGAAAUACCUACAUAUUAUAACAAACUUCGAAUAUAAAAAAUUCACUUUUCUAUUGCAAAAACUUACGCUAAAUAACUAUAAUGUUUCAAAAUAGUAAUACAUCAGUUUCAAAUGGAAGAAUUUGUUCGAAAAUUCGAACUUGAUUCGAAAGUCACGUUUGGGAUGUCUUACGUAGAAAAACUAAAAUCGGAAAUUAUUUACUUCAAAACUCACAACCAAAAGUAAUGUUCGAAAAUUCGAACUUGUUUCGAAAAUCAGACUUAAGGGGUCCUACAUAGGAAAAAUGUAAACUGAAAAAAUCAUAACAGAAGUUAUUUGUUCGAAAAUCCGAACUUAAUUCCAAAAUCAGGUCUAAGGCAGACUACUUACGAAUAUUUAAUUUAAUUGUCUCGAAAAAAUAGCAUUUUGUAAAAAAUCGUACGAUUUGAAAUCUACCCGAUUCGCAAAAUAAUUCUGAAUAGUUUUAAUGCAAAUAUUUGAAACUAAAGCUGCUAAGAACUCGGCCAAACACUUAGCAAAAAUGUCAGCGCCAAAAUAUUAUUAUUAUUAAGAACUCCUCAGUUACGUCAUAUUUAUCUAUUUAAUGCCAAAUUUUUGUGUAUUGUGUAAAAGUUGAAAUUCGUAAAUCAUACCGUUUUCAAAUCGGACUAAUUUCAGAACAUUUCUAAUAGAUCUAAUUUAAAAUAUGUAUCUAAAUGAAAAAUGCUUGAAUUUCGAAGUGACGUAUGCCAACACUUUUAGUCACGAAUUUCAUUGAAUAUUAAAAAAUAAAUAUUUAGUCAUUUGAAAAAGCUGCCAAAUGUUCAAAUUUUCGAACAUGUUGUUCGAAAUCGAUUCGAAAAUUGCAGAAUAAUUAAAGACAUGUGAAAGGCAAUGUAAAAUUAAAAAAUAAUGGUUUAUACCUAUUGUGCACAAAUCCAACUUCGAACAUUUCGAAUUUGUAAUUUUUGCAUAAAUUUCGAUUUUCUAAAGAGCGUCCCCAAGUAUUCUAGUGAAAUAUGCAUAAGAAAAAUGUCAGCGAAAAUUUGAAAAGUCUUAAAAAUUUUAUUUUUAGCAUAGCAUAUUUUGUUUAAGUAAAUUGCUUACUUUGUUGACAGCUGCCAAGCGCUCACAACAGCAAAAGUAAACAUUAAUUUUGUUGAAGCCAUUGCUCAGAAUCAAAUAUUUUUUAAACUGAAUUUUUUAAUUAUACAUAAUCAGCCUUAUCAGCGGAAAUUUUCGGUUGAAUUUUUUUCGGGCGAAACUCAGUAUACGGCAGAAUAUGUAAAUACAUUUUUUAAAUUGGCAACACCUAACUUAAGGGUACUCUUUUAAGCUGGUAAAUACCCCGAAAACCUUGAAGGCCUUGAAAAUUUUACUAAAGCGGUAAAAUUUCUAUUAAAGACUUUCGAGCUUCAAGUCAGCUUACUAGAAAAAGCA